This is a messenger RNA of Rhizopus microsporus ATCC 52813, 2394 nucleotides long. Its product is annotated as MCM-domain-containing protein. The transcript is spliced from 5 exons. Gene Ontology annotation, molecular function: single-stranded DNA binding; single-stranded DNA helicase activity; ATP binding. Lineage: Eukaryota; Fungi; Mucoromycota; Mucoromycetes; Mucorales; Rhizopodaceae. The record is from RefSeq and is a predicted model, not a curated record. Bases 47 to 2254 code for a protein of 735 amino acids. Gene Ontology annotation, cellular component: nucleus; MCM complex. Gene Ontology annotation, biological process: DNA replication; DNA strand elongation involved in DNA replication; double-strand break repair via break-induced replication.
UUUUUUUUGUUCCUUUUUUUCACUAUUCAACAGGGAGAAAUACAAUAUGGCUUCAUUAGUACCUGUCAAAAUCAGUGUCGAUUAUAGCCAAGACAAAGCACAUCUUGAGGAAUUCCUUAGAAAUUUCAAGGAAUCAUCAAGUGAUCUCAUGGAGACGGAUGCUCCUCCUAAAUAUAUGCAAAUGCUGCAAAAAGUCAAAGACAGACAAGAAAAGACUAUCCUUAUCGAAUUAGACGAUAUUGCUGCUUAUGAAGACUCUCGUGCACGUACAGUUGCCAAUAUCAAGCGAAAUACAAAGCACUAUAUUGAACAUGCCUCUGUUGUCAUCGAUAACAUCUUGGCCGGAAUGACUCCUAGCAACCCUGACGCAGUUCAUCCUGAAACAGUAUUGGACGUGAUUAUCAAUCAGAGAAGAACUCAAGAUCGUUCCGAGAUCCAACAAGAUCAAUUUCCUCCAUCCUUGACUCGACGAUAUGAGGUUUUCUUUAAGCCACUUUCUGAUGAUACUCCAUUAGCUGUUCGUCAAGUCAAUGGUAGUAAAAUUGGACAAUUGAUCACCAUUCGUGGUAUUAUCACACGAGUGACUGACGUGAAGCCAAUGCUUCAGGUGAACACGUAUACUUGUGAUUCUUGUGGUUGUGAAAUCUUUCAAGAAAUUACUCAGAGACAGUUUAACCCAUUGACUGAAUGUCCCUCAGAGGAAUGUAAAAAGAACAAUGUGAAAGGAAGAUUGCACACUCAGACAAGAGCCUGUAAGUUCAUUGCUUAUCAAGAGGCCAGAUUACAGGAAUUGACAGAUCAAAUCCCUGUGGGUCAUAUUCCUCGUAUCAUCACCCUUCAAUUGUAUGGCAGUGCCUGUCGUCAACUGUUCCCUGGUGAUAUUGCUCAUGUCAGUGGCAUCUACUUGCCUAUGCCUUACACUGGUUUCAGAGCCAUUCGUGCCGGUCUCUUGACAGACACCUAUAUGGAUGUUCAACACGUUCACCGUUUGAAGAAGCAGUACGAUGAGAUCGAAAUGACAUCUGAAGAUAUUGAAAAGGUGGAGGAAUUAAAGAGAGAUCCUAACGCUUAUGGACGCCUUGCACGAAGCAUUGCUCCUGAAAUUUAUGGCCAUGAUGAUGUGAAGAAGGCCUUAUUGCUGCUUCUGGUAGGCGGUGUUGAUAAGACGGUAGGCGACGGCAUGAAGAUUCGUGGUGAUAUCAAUAUCUGUCUUAUGGGUGAUCCUGGUGUGGCCAAAUCCCAGUUAUUAAAGUUUAUUGCCAAGGUAGCGCCCAGAGGUGUAUACACGACCGGUAAAGGUUCAUCCGGUGUAGGUUUAACAGCUGCUGUGAUGAGAGACCCUGUGACAGACGAGAUGGUGUUGGAAGGAGGUGCUCUUGUCUUGGCUGAUAAUGGUGUUUGCUGUAUUGAUGAAUUUGACAAAAUGGACGAAUCGGACAGAACUGCUAUUCACGAAGUCAUGGAACAGCAAACGAUCAGUAUUUCAAAGGCUGGUAUCAACACAACCUUGAAUGCUCGUGCAUCUAUCUUGGCUGCUGCUAAUCCACUCUAUGGUCGUUACAAUACACGUUUGUCGCCCACCAAAAACAUCAAUUUACCAGCUGCCUUGCUUUCUCGUUUUGACCUUCUUUAUUUAAUACUUGACAAACCCUCUUAUGAUAUGGAUCGUCUACUGGCUGAACACGUCACCUAUGUACACACCCAUAACAAACCACCUCAGAUGGACAUUGACGCAGUGGAACCCAGCACGAUUAGACACUAUGUAGCACAUGCAAGGACAAAGAGACCUGUGUUGACACCCGAAGUAGGUAAUUACGUGACAAGUGCCUAUGUGGCGCUGAGACGCCAAUACAAAUUGGACGAAGCACAUGAACGACAAUUUACUUAUGCCUCCGCACGUACCUUACUUGGCAUCAUUCGUAUGGCACAAGCUGUUGCUCGUAUACGUCUAAGUGAUUUCGUGGAACCUAAUGAUGUUGAUGAAGCUUUAAGAUUAAUUGAUGUGUCAAAGUCUACAUUGGUUGAAGAAGACGAUAAACGUUAUGGAGGAUAUGACAGAUCGCCCUUAUCAGCUGUUUAUAAUCUUGUUAGAAACUUGAUAGAUGCCUAUGGUUUCUCUAUACCUUUAAAUACUCUUAAACAGCAUGUUGUAGCCAGAGGUUAUACGGAAGCUCAUUUAGAAGAUGCCAUACGUGAAUAUACAGCACUUAAUGUAUGGCAAGUCGAUAGCCGCCAUUUGACCAUCAUUAACUAGAAGCAAUUAAUAAUAAUAAAAAACACACACACUCUACAAUGGCAUAAUUAAGUUUGAUCUUUGAUGUAAUCUUUAUAAAUUAAUGACAUUGACACACUGUACUACAAUAGAUAAUAUAAAGUAUAUAAUAAAGAUGAGGC